AUGUUAAGUGAUACAUCAAACGACCUCCUAGUGCUCUGUGAGUGCAGCGGAACAGUAACCAAUUCAAAUGUUCCCCCCGAAAUCCCCCCAGAAGAGGGAGUGAAAGCAUGGCCAAUCUAUAUUGUGCCUGAGGAGCGAGACGUAAAUGACGAGUUCAACGCUAAACUGCACGCGCUGCUCCAAGCUGAGGGCAAGUCAAUGGGAGAUAUGAGGGCCCUAUUCUCUGAACCAGAGCCAGCCCCCUCUUCCGUGGAGUCCAUCAUCCGUGCUGUUGGUGACCUGCUAGACAAAACAUCAAAGCCCCCGUCAGAGAGUGGAGGAUACCGACGCCUGCGCACCUUCUCCGGUACUGUGCCCACCCCAGCAGGGGAAGAGCCGUUCGACCACUGGAUGGAGCAGGCCUACCUGAUGGUGGAGGAGAGUGACUGUGCGCCCAAAGAGAAGCGGAGAAGAAUAAUGGAAAGUCUAAAGGGGCAGGCACUGGAAGUAGUGAGGGCUGUGCGCUUAUCCGAACCCGACAUCACUCUAGAAAAAUGCUUGGAAGCUCUGGAAAGUGCGUUUGGACUAGCAGAGUCAGGAGAUGAUCUCUACUUCGCGUUCAGACUGCAGUGCCAACAAUCUGGAGAGAAGCUGUCCGAUUUCCUAAGGCGACUGGAGCGCACUCUGUCCAAAGUGGUGCAACGAGGCGGCCUCCCGGCCAGCAACAUGGAUCAAGCUCGAGUGGAGCAACUGCUUAAAGGAGCAGUGGAUGCUGACCUGAUGAUGAUCCAGCUGCGGCUGAGGGAACGGAGGGAUAACCCGCCCACGUUCCUGGAUCUGCUGCGAGAGAUCCGCACAGAAGAGGAGUAUGAAGCCUCCAGAGCUAAGCUAACUCAGUCGACAGUGUGCUGA
Lampris incognitus (smalleye Pacific opah) is the source of this 891-nucleotide messenger RNA. RefSeq names its product paraneoplastic antigen Ma1 homolog. The record is from RefSeq and is a predicted model, not a curated record. NCBI's taxonomy places the organism in Eukaryota, Metazoa, Chordata, Actinopteri, Lampriformes, Lampridae. Bases 1 to 891 code for a protein of 296 amino acids. The transcript has a single exon.